This is a messenger RNA of Helobdella robusta, 2223 nucleotides long. RefSeq lists its product as hypothetical. The transcript is spliced from 19 exons. The record is from RefSeq and is a predicted model, not a curated record. The annotation marks the transcript as partial. Lineage: Eukaryota; Metazoa; Annelida; Clitellata; Rhynchobdellida; Glossiphoniidae.
AAAGGCCACAGAACAUGUAGCUGGCUCCUUAGCGACGGAAGAUUUCAGGGCUACAAUGAAUGGCAGCCCUACGGCUGUAUGAUACAUAAAUAUAGCAAGGGGGAUUUCAAAACGUGCAUGCAGUACAUUUCCUACUGGGGAGGUAGAAAUCAUUUUGCAUUUGUUGGCGACUCCAGAAUCAGGCAGUUGUACUUUGAGUUUAUACAGCACCUAACUGACAAGCAGGUGAAAAUGUAUAAAGCCCACACUGAUUUGAAAUUUUCAGACAAAAGAUCUAAUAUCUUAGUGGAGUUCUUCUGGAAUCCAUACGUGGACGAGUACAUGAGAGGUAAGUUGAAUAAUUGGGUCAGUUCAAAAUCUGCACCACAAUUGGUCGUAAUUGGGUCGGCCACGUGGUCUAUCAAGUUGAACAAUGGCUCUGAAGAGGCUAUUCCAUAUUAUAAAAGCAACAUAUCUGAAACAUGCAAGACUGUGCUUUCAAAGUACAAGAAGACUACCAAAGUCAUCUGGAUGCUGCAAGAUCACGUGGUUGAAUCCAAAUUGUCCCCGAACCGCUCCAUGAUAACGAAUAAGCAGAUAGACCUCUAUAACAGGGCUGCCGUUGAAAACUUGUCGGUCUUGAUGAUGAUGUCGAUGAUGAUGAUGAUAAUGAGGACGAUGAUGAUAAUGAUCUACGAAGACGGUCUGCACAUCUCCACUGGCGCUCUCCAAAUAGACACACAAAUCCUCUUCAACCUCAUCUGCAACAACUACAUGAACUUUGACGACGGCAGCUGCUGUACAAGCCCUGAAAAUCCGACAACAGUGCAGAUAGCCAUGGCCGCUUUCUUCGCGACUUCACUCGCUGCAGCCGUCUUAAUAGCCACCUGCAGACGCCUAAACGGGCGAAGUAACAAGAACAACAAAAACAACAAUAAAACAAAUAAUAACAACAAUAACCAAUCCAAAAAUAUGGAUUGUCCCACACUGAUCAGUUGCAUAGCCAAGCUGGGACUCAUCUUGUUGUACUUUUUCAUUUGUGACAGGACUACGUUCUUCAUGAAGGAGAAUAAAUAUUAUACGCACGUAAACUUCUUCCUCCCUUUCACGUACCUCAUGAUUCUCGGCUUGUUUUUCACCGAAAGCACUAAACAAGUGCAGGUUCUCAACCGCUGUCAGACUGAUGAAUGGAAAGGUUGGAUGCAGAUUGUGAUUCUUAUCUACCAUCUUACAGGAGCGAGCAAGGUGCUGAGUAUAUACAUGCACAUCAGGGUCAUGGUAUCGGCCUACCUCUUCCUAUCUGCUUACGGACAUUUCGUCUACUUCUUCAAUAAAAAUGACUUCUCGUUUCAUAGACUGUGCACUGUUUUGGUUCGUUUCAAUUUAUUGGUAGUACUGCUAUGCCUCUCGAUGAAUAGACCUUACCAGUUUUAUUACUUCGUACCACUCGUUACUUUUUGGUUCAUCGUCAUUUUUAUAGUAAUGGCCCUACCACCAAGAAGUAGUAGCAGCAUGAGUAUAUCCAGCUUCUUCUGGAUAUUCUUGAAAAUUGUUGGACUGGCUGUGGUUGUCACUCUGCUAUAUUCAUCUGAGGUGUUCUUCGACCAGCUGUUCCUCUCGACAUCUCUCAAGCCUCUGUUCGUCACGUCUGAUGAGUCCAUUCACGACUGGAGGUUCAGGUGGAAUCUCGACAGAUACAGUUCUAUAUACGGCUUGUUGUUUGCACUGGCUCUCGUGAUGGCAAAGAGGUUUAAAUUGAUUGAUGAUUCAGUUAGUGAUCUGGUAGCAUCGCGAAAAGUCAACAUGCUCUCUAUGGCGCUGUCUAUCUGCGGCCUUGUGGGUUAUGCGGUCUUUACCAGCUUAUGCAACAGCAAGGAGCAGUGCAAUAAUAAUAAUAAUAAAAAGAUCCUGUCUUACAUAUGUCUGCGGAACAUGAUGGGAUGUGCCAGAAGAAAGUUCAGUGCCUUCUUCGCCUGGUUUGGGAAGAUGUCUCUUGAGCUUUUCAUAGCUCAGUACCACAUAUGGCUUGCAGCUGACACCCACGGAAUUCUAGUUCUGAUACCAUCAUACCCUGUUAUGAACCUGAUAGUGACGAGUUUUGUCUUCGUGUGUGUGGCACACGAAAUCAAGUUACUGACGAGUCUACUGACGCCCGUCCUCGUUCCUAGGAGUAGGCUGAAGUUGGCGAGGAAUGUUCUAGUGCUUUUGCUACUCUUGCUGAUCAAACAUCUGUUGCCAUUUUGA